GUUGAUCCUGUAUGCUAAGUGCUUUUCUGAUUCAAAUUUAUGUCCGAAUACAAUGAAAGAGAGGAAAACGCUUAAGAAAUUUGACUUAGCUUUAUUUCUCCGCAUAAUGGCACUCUCUACGCUGGUUGACAUACUUUAUUGUAUGAGCUGAAAUAUAAACCAUAGGCUUAAGUUAGGCCCGUAUUCGCGCGUUGAUAUCAGGUUUGAUAAUGUGGAGAAUAAAACAAAUUGUGAGGUAAAGGCGGCAGUACAGUUAAGCCGCCUUCUGUUCUUCCGUCCACAAGAGACUGGCUCAACAUCAAAAUGCGGGUGGUAGCUUUAGUUAGUGGGGGCAAGGAUAGCUGUUACAACAUGGUGCAGUGUGUAGCAGCUGGACAUGACAUUGUAGCCCUUGCCAAUUUGAAUCCAACAUCUAAAGAUGAGCUGGAUAGCUAUAUGUAUCAGACUGUAGGUCACAUGGGAGUUGAACUUUAUGCAGAAGCUAUGGGCCUACCGCUCUUCCGCCAAGCCACUGAAGGGCGUGCAAUCAUCCAAGAUCGAGAUUACUGUCCAACUCCUGAGGAUGAAGUAGAAGACCUUUACAAAUUACUUGUUAAAGUGAAGAAUGAAGUUGACAUAGAGGCUGUUGCAGUUGGUGCUAUUUUCUCUGACUAUCAAAGAAUAAGGGUUGAAAAUGUGUGUGUCCGCCUAGGACUUGUUUCACUUGCCUAUUUAUGGAGAAGAGAUCAAGGAGAACUUCUCCAGGAAAUGAUUGACUGCCAUAUUAAUGCCAUUAUUAUCAAGGUAGCAGCUAUGGGAUUGGAACCAGCCAAACAUUUAGGCAUGAAAAUUGAGGAUAUGAAACCUCACCUUGUCAAAAUGAAAGAGAAAUAUGGAUUGAAUAUUUGUGGCGAAGGUGGUGAAUAUGAGACUUUCACUCUCGACUGCCCUUUAUUUACUAAAUCGAUUGUAAUUGAUGAAUUUGAAAUGGUGCUUCCUUCAGAAAACAGUGUUGCUGCUGUUGGUUACUUAAACUUCAAGCAGUUUCAUUUGGAAAACAAAGAUCCAAUACUAGAAAAAUGGAGUCAACAAGAGCGAAUUGCACAGUUCCCAGUCAAGACCUGGCUUGAUCUUCUUCAAGAUCUUCAAGAACCAGACCGUAGUGUUGGUGCAGGCGAGGAGGACGAGGAGGAGCCUGAGAACUCCACAACAGACUCUUGUGAAGCUGCUGCUGCUUUACUUCGAACUGAGGUUGGCCAUUGUGCCCAUGAGCAGAUGGUAAACAACAAAGCUUCGGGUGACGCUCAUGCUAACACAACACCAGGUCAUUCAAGUGCUGUUACCCCCACUCUUGAGCACUCUCUGCUGACUGAUUUAACUGAGAUAGUUGUAGCAACUGACAAAGCUGCAGCACGUUGCAAUGAUGCUGGAUGGUAUUGGCUUGGUAGUAUUGUUGGCCAAGGAGAUGAAGCACAAGGGGAAGCAACGUAUCAGGCACUUGUUAAGUUAAAGGAAUUAUUGGCUAGUGAGUCAUUAUCUUUGCACAAUGUUGUUGCUGUUUCUCUAUAUAUUCGUGACAUGGAAAAUUAUGCUGUGAUAAACCUACAGUACAAGAAGGUUUUUAACUUCAUUAAUCCACCAAUCAGGGUCUGUGUUCAAGCACCACUUGCUCAGCAAUGUCCAAUUGUGAUGGAAGCUGUUGCUUUCAAGCCGCAAUCUAUUGAUAGUUCACAAGAUUCUUCCUCAGAAGAAAUGCGUGUAAAUAGAGUCCAUACCAUGCAUGUGCAAGGGGUUUCUCACUGGGCACCUGCCAAUAUUGGACCCUAUAGCCAAGCAGUGAGGGUUGGAGACUUGGUCUAUGUUGCUGGCCAAAUUGCACUUGUGCCUGGCACUAUGCAGAUGGUAGAAGGUGGAGUGCGCAAACAAUGCCGUCUGGCUCUUCGCCAUGUGGCCCGUAUUGUUCGGGCUAUGGACCCCAAUACCCAGCUCAGAGACGUAGUGCAGGGAGUUUGCUAUGUUACUCACCCCUCCUACAUUCCUGAGGCCCGCCGAGAAUGGGAAAAAAGGACCAAUAAUGCAAUUGUAGACUAUGUGGUUGUGCCACAACUGCCACGGGGUGCAUUGCUUGAAUGGCAAGUUUGGGCACACAUUGGAAACAGUAGAUUUGAAUAUGAAGAAACAGGUUGUUGCAUUGGAGUACACAGAGUGUCCCUACGAAGGCGAUGGAACUAUGAAAACACUGUAUCUGUUGUGGUCUGCUAUGUGUCAACAGGUUCAUCCAAUUGCAGCCAAAGUACUACAAUUAAUGCCAACACUGUAGAGACUGAAGAAACUGAGUCUGGACAUUGUGCAUCUUUGCCAGUAAUAAGUGCACCUGAACUUGGAGAGGUAUUCCGUUACACCUUGAGCAAAUUACAUAAAGGCGUUGAUCCAGGUACAACUUGUGCUGUUAGAGUUCUCCAUGUCUCUGGAAGCAAAGCUCCACCACCUACAGAAGUUCGAAAGGCAUUAGAGGAAUUUCCGAACGUAGUGACAACUCUGGUACCUGUAUGUCGACUCACAGAAUCGCGUACUGUGUUGUCAAUUUGUGCUGUGCGACAUCAGUGAAGGGAAAAACCAGAGAGAAAGAGAGAAUGUGUGCGUGUGUGUGUGUGUGUGCGCGUGUCUUUUGUAAAUAGCUAUUUUGGGAUUUUUGCUUUAAGAAUGUAUUGUGAUUCUUGAAGUCAUGACACUGUUGUUGUUUUAUAUAAAUUUACAUAUUUACUUGUUUGAGUCAAGUUUCACUCUACUGUUGGGUGUCUUAUGAAUUUACCUUUAUAUUUGUUAAUGUGUUUGUCAGCAGUCAAUCAUGUUUUAUCAAGAUUUUGCAGUUAAAAGUGGUAUCAUGGUUUGGAGUCAUUGUUGAAGUCAUUGAUGCAGUUAUUGUGAUAUGACAGUACUUAUGUAAGACUUGUAAGGAAACUAAACCUCUUAAAUCAGAACAUUAAAUGUAAUAAAUGAAUUAUUUCAUGUGAUGAAACUUCAAUGAGCAGAAAAUGUAAAAGUUUGUUGUACUGGUAGUGCCCCCAAUUGUGUGCAGUGAGCUUCCUUUUUAUGUGUUUGGCUUGAGUACUCUGAUUUGUUUUAAAGAUACUUUUAAUUUGAUCCCUCAAUCAAUUCGUACACCUUAUUUAGUUGUUCUCAAACUACUUGCUUUGCUUUGAAAAAGACCAUGAGUGAAGGUGAACUAAUUCGAAUAGAACAAUCGUUUUGCUCAUAGACAACAUCCUUAUUUAGAUAAUUGGGCUUAUAUUACAUAUUUCAUUGAUUUCUUUUUGCAGAAAAAAAGCCCUCAAAAGGUGUUUGUUGGCAAGAAGGAUUAACAAUUGUCACUUUGUAUUUCUUCCUUUAAUUAUCAAGGAGAGAGAUGACUGCACCAGCUUUUUGUUUUAAGCUAGACCUACAACUAUGGUUCUAAUUGCUCUCUUUGUAUGAUAGCUUCUGUAUAUCUUGCAGACAAAUACAUUUUGUCUAAAUUAUUUUCAUCUU
Messenger RNA from Thrips palmi, 3507 nucleotides. RefSeq names its product diphthine--ammonia ligase. The record is from RefSeq and is a predicted model, not a curated record. The transcript has 15 exons. Bases 304 to 2586 code for a protein of 760 amino acids. NCBI's taxonomy places the organism in Eukaryota, Metazoa, Arthropoda, Insecta, Thysanoptera, Thripidae. Gene Ontology annotation, biological process: protein histidyl modification to diphthamide. Gene Ontology annotation, molecular function: diphthine-ammonia ligase activity.